This is a messenger RNA of Oppiella nova, 2995 nucleotides long. Lineage: Eukaryota; Metazoa; Arthropoda; Arachnida; Sarcoptiformes; Oppiidae. The record is from the annotation of a GenBank genome assembly.
AUGCAUUCACUGAAGAGGUCUUACGGCUCCACACGUCGUGCGGGGGCGUCGGGAGUGGGCGCCCAAUGGGAGGCGGAUCACGACCCCCGGCGCACCCGUAACGUCGGCAUAAUAGCCCACAUCGACGCCGGAAAGACCACUACGACAGAGCGGAUGCUGUACUACUCGGGCGGCACCGACAUUAUGGGCGAAGUGCACGACGGAGACACUGUCAUGGACUACAUGUCGUUGGAAAGGGAAAGGGGUAUCACUAUCACGUCCGCCUCCACCACCUUUCACUGGAAAGGGCAUCGCGUGAACCUCAUCGACACCCCCGGCCACGUGGACUUUACCGUAGAGGUGGAACGGGCUCUCAGUGUACUGGACGGGGCCGUCACUAUACUGGACGCGUCGGCCGGUGUAGAGGCACAGACACUGACGGUGUGGUCACAGGCGCACCGGUACGCCAUCCCUAGGAUUGUCUAUUUGAAUAAAAUGGAUAAGAAUUCUGCAGUUUUUGAAGAUUGUAUUCAUAGUAUUGAACGAAAAUUGUGUGCAAAACCAUUGCCAAUACACGUGCCGUUAGGCACAGGAAAGGCAUUUAACGGUGUCAUCGAUUUGGUGUCUAUGGAGAGACACGUCUGGCCUCGCGAUGACAGCGACGGCAAAGAGUUUAUUACCACUCCAUUGACAUCGAGUGAUGAUAUGUUCACUAAAGCACAGAAUCUUCGCGAAGAACUGAUCGGUUCUAUCAGUGAUUUAGACGACAAGUUAUCCGAAGAGAUACUGAGCGCCAGUACUGUCGCAGACAUUAGCGUACAGUCGGUGCAGAACGCUGUGAGGCGGGUCACUAUCAGACAACUAGGCUUUCCUGUGCUGUGCGGCAGUUCCUAUAAGAAUACAGGCGUUCAGUUGCUUCUGGACUCCAUUUGUCGCUACUUUCCGAGUCCUUUAGAAAAAGUACGACAAAUACAGGCCCUAUAUUCGGGCCAAUUGUGUGCCUUUGCCUUCAAAAUUAUUUUCGACAAAAGGUUGGGUUGUGUGACCUUUGUGCGCCUAUACUCCGGCGACUUAAAGGCCGGGCAAUCCAUGUUUAAUAUAAAUCGCGACAAAUCCGAGAAAAUUCAUAAACUAUUCGUCGCUUUUGCGGAUGACUUUCGAGAAGUUUCUCGCGUCAGCGCCGGUAAUAUAGCGGUCGUUACCGGUCUCUCGCACACCAUUACCGGCGAUACGUUAGUCACAUCCCAGUCGGUGGCCAAUGACGCGAAACGCAUGUUUGAACAAAAGCGGACAGACAUUGAGCCAGUAUUUGGUGGCCUAUCAGUGCCCGAACCCGUAUUCUACUGCUCCAUAGAGUCGCCCUCACUCUCCAAGUUAAAGGACUUGGAGUUAGCAUUGGCUCACUUGCAGAGAGAGGACCCGUCCUUUAAAGUACUGUCCGAUAAAGAGUCGGGACAGACAGUGAUCAAAGGGAUGGGAGAACUGCAUAUAGAGGUACAAGCCUGGGGAAGUCCACAGUAUAGCCCUCUGUUAGCGACUGAGACACCACGAGACACUGGAUUGAAGAAGUGGUUGACGAGUGAAUUGGUUCGCGUUGUGGUCACCAAAGACAAUGAUUUGGGAAAACUAAGGGCCGACCACUUGAAGGCUAUAGAAGCCGGUGUACAAAAUGGACUCGAUUUUGGUCCCAUACUGUCGUUCCCUGUCAUGGAUGUUGCCGUCGAUUUGCUAUGGUUUGAGACCACAUCCCGCACAACCAUUCCUAUGAUUAUAUCGACUGUCAAUCAAUGUGUGACCAAUUGUCUGAAGAAGGCUUCUCCGCAACUGCUCGAGCCUUACAUGAGUCUCGAGAUCACAACUCCCGAGCAAUAUAUCGGAGCCAUUAUUAGUGACCUUUCGGUGAGAAGAUCACAAAUCGGUGACAUGAGCUCAAAGGGUGACCUCCAAGUGGUGAACGCAGUGACCCCUCUAUCAGAUCUAAUCAAUUAUUCCACGUUUGUUCGAACUCUCACCUCAGGAACCGCUAGUUUUUCGAUGCAUUUCGAGUCUUAUCGUCACAUGAGUGAUGCCGACCAACACAAAGCCAUACAACGAACCUCUGAUAAACCACUAAUGAAUUCCACAAAACCAUUGUCUUUAUUGGACAUCAGUUUCAGAGCGGUGUUCAACGUAUGCUCCAAAUGUGACGCCAAGCGCCGGCUGUUUGAGUGGCAAAAGUAUUGGCAAAUGAUUAGCGAACUGCCGGCCACUCUGAAGGCUCGACUGGUCGGAGAUUUGUCUAAAAGGCAACUCUUGAGCGAUGAGAACAUCCCUUAUCUCAUAACCAAUGAACUCAUUGUCUUAAAUCUGAACGACUGCUUAAAAAGUGAUUUCACCGUCAAUUUGAUUAGACGGCACUGUCAUAGGCUUAAGUACCUGGACUUAGGCGCCCGUAUUUCCAACUAUAAUAUGGUGUCGGCGCCCGCACUGACCCCACUGUUCACUGUGUGCAGCGGUUUAGAGGAGUUGAGGCUUAGUAACUGUAUUGAAGUCAACGAUUCAGUGGUGGACAGUAUUACGCAAAACUGUCCGCACCUACAGGUACUGCAACUGUGCGGCUGUAGUAUUACAGACAGAGCCGUCAAAUUGAUUGCAGACAACUGUCCACACCUGAGGAGUCUGGACAUGAGUCGGACGCCUAUAUCGGACGACGGACUCUGCUAUUUCGCAUCGGGUGUCUGCUCUAAGAAUAUUAGGGAACUACUGGUCAACGAGUGCUCGUAUGUGACGGUAACCAGUGUUCAACAAUUGGUCAACUGUUGCCCAAAACUGGACAUAUUUUGCUUCAACGGCACCAGAGCUACGAUGGAGUCCUUCUAUGAAGUGAUCACUCGACCACUGAAUAUCAGGUUUGAAGUCUAGCCUCAGAUUCCUCUGUAAUAUAGAUCUUAUUAUCGACUAAUUUAUUGUUUAAACGUUUCUAAAAAGUUUUAAAACACAGUUUUAUACCAUUUAUUGUUUUUAUAAACUAAUCCCU